Aspergillus aculeatus ATCC 16872 is the source of this 1119-nucleotide messenger RNA. RefSeq names its product mandelate racemase/muconate lactonizing enzyme family protein. The record is from RefSeq and is a predicted model, not a curated record. The transcript has a single exon. Bases 1 to 1119 code for a protein of 372 amino acids. Lineage: Eukaryota; Fungi; Ascomycota; Eurotiomycetes; Eurotiales; Aspergillaceae.
AUGUCCACCCUCAAAAUCACCCGCAUCGACGUCUACCAAGUCGAUCUCCCCUACGCCGGCGGCGUCUACCACCUCUCCGGCGGCCGCACCUACACCAGCUUCGACGCGACCAUUGUCCGCAUCACUACCAACACCGGCCUCGUGGGCUGGGGCGAAAGCACCCCCUUCGGCGCGACGUACAUCACCUCGCACGCGCGCGGCGUGCGCGCGGGCAUCGCCGAGCUCGCUCCGCACCUCCUGGGCCUGGACCCACGACGAGUCGACCGCAUUAACGAGACGAUGGACGCGGCGCUGGUGGGACACGCGCACGCCAAGACCGCCCUCGACGUCGCCUGCUGGGACGUCUUCGGCAAAUCGGUCGGUCUGCCAGUCUGCGAGCUCCUGGGCGGUCGCACCAACACGCCCAUGCCGGUGAUCAGCUCGAUCCACGUGGGCGAGCCGGCCGAAAUGCGGCAGCGCGUCGCCGAGCACCGUGCCCGGGGGUACCUGGGCCACUCGGUGAAGGUCGCGGGCGAUGAUCCUGCCGCGGACGCAGCGCGGAUUACCGCCUCAUUGGCCGAUCGCCAGCCCGGAGAGUUCUUCAUCGUCGAUGCCAACGGCGGACUGACGGUGGAGACGGCGCUGCGGAUGCUAAGGCUGCUCCCGCCGGGGCUGGACUUCGUGCUCGAGGCCCCCUGCGCGACGUGGCGGGAGUGUCUCUCGCUACGGCGGCGGACAGACGUGCCCAUCAUCUUCGAUGAGUUGGCCACGGACGAUGCGUCGGUGAUCCAGCUCGUGGCGGACGAUGCCGCCGAGGGCAUCGGGUUGAAGAUCUCCAAGAACGGGGGAUUGACGCGCGGCCGCAGGCAGCGGGAUAUCUGUCUCGCGGCCGGCUAUACGGUCAGCGUGCAGGAGACCACGGGGUCGGAUAUUGCGUUCGCGGCCAUCGUGCAUCUCGGCCAGACGGUGCCGGCGCGGUCCCUGCGGUGUGUCCUGGAGAGUCGCGAUAUGGUGGCGCUCAAGACGGCGGAUGGGGAGUUUGAGGUGCGUGAUGGCAGGAUCUCGGCGCCCACGGCGCCUGGGUUGGGGAUUACGCCGCGCUUGGAGGCGUUGGGGGAGCCGGUGGCGAGUUACUUUUAG